Molecule: messenger RNA, 855 nt
Organism: Cricetulus griseus (Chinese hamster)
Lineage: Eukaryota; Metazoa; Chordata; Mammalia; Rodentia; Cricetidae
Source: RefSeq, a predicted model, not a curated record
UGGUGAUGAUGCGCCAAAAGAGUCGAGGCCAUUAAGAAGCCCCAUCCACAGCUAUGCCCUUCCUGCAAGAAAAUCGAUGACAUAGACACUGAGAGAUGGCCACCUAUCCUGAGAGCUACUUGGACAGUACCAUGCUGAACUUCGUCGCAGAUCUCUCUUUGGCCUCUCCGAGACACCCUCUUCUCUGUGACUUCCCACCUGGGGUCCCUUUGGGGGACCAAACACUGGGCUUCAGAGAGAGAAGACCCAGGGGGUUGUCGCAAUUUGAGGAAACAGACCAGGAGGAUGAGGGGAGCGAAGUGAUCUAUGAGGACCGGGAGGAGGAGGAAGAGGAGGGAAUGGGACGCGAGAGAGUAGCAUCCUUGCUGGGCCGCCCCAAAAGGAAAAGGGUCAUCACCUACGCCCAGCGCCAGGCCGCCAACAUUCGCGAGAGGAAGAGGAUGUUCAACCUAAACGAGGCCUUCGAUCGGCUGCGCAGGAAGGUGCCCACCUUUGCUUACGAGAAGAGGCUGUCUAGGAUCGAGACCCUCCGCUUGGCCAUCAUCUACAUUUCCUUCAUGACGGAGCUGCUGCAGAGCAGCGAGAAAAAGGAGACCGGCUAAGUGUGGAGGGGAGGGCCGAAGCCACCCACCCCCACACCGUUGAAGGGGGAGCGUUGGAAAGGCAGAAGGACCCCCGGCCUUCUGAGACUGGGUUUGAGAUGGUAAAAUCCCCACUUGGGCAGCUCUGCAGCCAAUGCCUUGGGGAUCGCGUACAAAAGGGUUUCCUAAGUGUUCAGCUGGGCCUCUUGGGACUCCCGGGGUCAAGGCUCCAGUGGAAGGGGCGGGAAACUGCUGCGCUUCUCCAAGUACCUUU